Molecule: messenger RNA, 1593 nt
Organism: Parascedosporium putredinis
Lineage: Eukaryota; Fungi; Ascomycota; Sordariomycetes; Microascales; Microascaceae
Source: the annotation of a GenBank genome assembly
AUGGCGUCCUUCAGUCCUACCCAAAUCUUCGAGGAGGGCACCACCCAAGAAAAGGGUGAGAAUGCCCGCCUCGCCGCCUUUGUCGGCGCCAUUGCCGUCGGUGACCUCGUCAAGAGCACACUAGGUCCCAAGGGCAUGGACAAGAUCCUCCAAUCUGCCUCCACCGGCGAAAUCAUGGUAACCAACGACGGCGCCACCAUCCUCAAGGCCAUUGCCCUCGACAACGCCGCCGCAAAGGUGCUCGUCAACAUCUCCAAAGUACAAGACGACGAGGUCGGCGACGGCACAACGUCGGUCGCGGUCCUGGCCGCCGAACUCCUCCGCGAGGCCGAGAAGCUCGUCGACAAGAAGAUCCACCCCCAGACCAUUAUCGAGGGGUACCGGAUAGCGUCCAAGGCGGCCCUCCAGGCCCUCGAGCAGUCGGCCGUCGACCGCAGCGGCAACCCCGAGGCCUUCCGCAACGACCUCCUCGCCAUCGCGCGCACCACCCUCAGCUCCAAGGUCCUCGCCCAGGACCGGACGCACUUUGCCAAGCUCGCCGUCGACGCCGUGCUCCGCCUCGGCGCCUCCACCGACCUCACCCACAUCCAAAUCAUCAAGAAGGCCGGCGGCAAGCUCAGCGACUCGUACCUCGACGAAGGCUUCAUCCUCGACAAGAGGGUGGGCGUCAACCAGCCCAAGCGCCUCGAAAAGGCCAAGAUCCUCGUCGCCAACACCUCCAUGGACACGGAUAAGGUCAAGAUUUUUGGCGCCCGCGUCAAGGUGUCCUCCACCGGCAAGCUCGCCGAGCUCGAGCGCGCCGAGCGCGAAAAGAUGAAGGCCAAGGUGGAAAAGAUCAAGGCGCACGGCAUCAACUGCUUCAUCAACAGGCAGCUCAUCUACAACUGGCCCGAGCAGCUCUUCUCCGACGCCGGCAUCAUGUCCAUCGAGCACGCCGACUUCGACGGCAUCGAGCGCCUCGCCCUCGUCACUGGCGGCGAGAUCGCCUCCACCUUUGACCACCCCGAGCAGGUCAAGCUCGGCCACUGCGACCUCAUCGAGGAGGUCAUCAUCGGCGAGGACACCCUCAUCAAGUUCUCGGGCGUCGCCGCCGGCCACGCCUGCACCGUCGUCCUCCGCGGCGCCACCGACCAGCUCCUCGACGAGGCCGAGCGCAGUCUCCACGACGCCCUCGCCGUCCUCUCCCAGACCGUCAAGGAACCCCGCACCACCCUCGGCGGCGGCUCCGCCGAGAUGCUCAUGGCCAAGGCCGUCGAGGGCGCCGCCACCCGCGUCGAGGGCAAGAAGCAGAUGGCCGUCGCCAGCUUCGCCAUCGCCCUCCGCCAGCUCCCCACCAUCCUCGCCGACAAUGCCGGUCUCGACUCUGGCGAGCUCGUCGCCCGCCUCCGCAAGGCCAUCUACGACGGUCUCACGACGUACGGCCUCGACCUGAUGACGCCCGGCGGCGGCAUCGCCGACAUGCGGGAUCUCGGCGUUGUAGAAAGCUAUAAGCUCAAGAGGGCCGUCGUCUCCUCGGCUAGCGAGGCAGCAGAGCUCCUCCUUCGAGUCGACGACAUCAUCCGCGCCGCCCCGCGGAGGAGAGAAAGGCACUAA